AUGGAUUGGCGGCCUCUACUUAUUGUAUCAUUAGUGGCAUUCGGGCAAUGUCAGGAAAUUUGCCUCUCAGUAGAAGAAGAUCCCUAUUUGCUGUUCGGGACGAAAACCUCUUACAUCUUCGCCAAUAAGGGACUCCCAAACACUAGGAUUCAAGAUAUUCCCGGUUGCCAGCCGACUGCCAUAUGGCUGAUGAGCCGCCACGGCUCUCACAACCCUGAAGCGAAUGAGACGGUGGGUCUACAGGCUUUGGCUGACCUGAGGAAUAACGUCAUCACCAACUAUCGUAACGGCAACUUCAGGAACACUAACCAACGCAUCUGCACGUCCGACCUGAACAUGCUCGAGCGAUGGACCUGGACCCAGAGUCCAGCGUACACGGGUGACCUCACCAGCGACGGCUACAUCUCCACCCAGCAGCUGGCUCAGGCGUGGAAGCAAAAGUACCCUGGACUCUUAACUGACAACCCCCAUGACUACUUGUUCAAGUACGUGGACGGUCUGCGGUCGGCCACAACUUUCCGCGCCUUCACGGAGGGCGUGUUCAAAACGCAGCCGGGGCCCAACGACGUGCCGAAAGACAACGACGAAAAGUCAUUGAAGCCAUACAAGUUCUGCUCGGCGUGGUUGAGGGAAGUCGGAGAGAAUAACGAUACUUUAACGCAGCGGAUUACAUUCGAGUCCAAACAGGAGUACAAAGAAAUGAUCAGCAACAUAUCCAGGCGGCUCGGCUUCAACUACGACGUGCAGAAGCAGUUCGUCGACUCCAUGUACCUUAUGUGCAGCUACGACAAGGCCUGGAACGUUGCGCAGAUUUCGCCGUGGUGCUCUCCGUUCACCAAGGAGGACCUGCAAAGGCUGGAGUACGCGGAGGACCUGGAAACAUAUUACAGAUACGGCCCCGGGUCCCCGCUGAACGAGAAGCUCGGCUGCACCACCGUCAAAGACAUGAUGGACUUCCUGAAGAAACACGCCGAACACGGCACGCCGCAGCAGCCGCGCGCGCAGGUGCAUCUGGUGGACAGCGAAGGCCUGCUUUUGGCGCUAAACGCGCUGGGCCGCGGCUCGGGCGCGCCGCCCACCGGCGACAACUUCCGCUCGCAGGCCGCGCGCGCGCGCAACUGGCGCGCCUCCCUGCUCGCGCCCUUCAGCGCGAACCUCGCCGCCGUCCUGUACAGGUGUUCGCAAGAUGGCAACUUCCAGGUGAAAGGCGAGUACCAAGUGCUUUUCCUGGAGAACGAGAAACCAAUGAAUCUAGACGGAUGCCGCGUCGGUCUCUGCGACUGGAACUAUGUCAAGAACAAAUUCGGCCCGAUCGCAGACACCUGCAGCUUAGACUUCUGCAAUAGCGCUUCAAAUGCCAAAAGUUAUACAGCUGUCGUUUUGACACUGACGGCAUUUGUUGGCCUUUUACUAAAUCAC
Messenger RNA from Iphiclides podalirius (scarce swallowtail), 1419 nucleotides. The record is from the annotation of a GenBank genome assembly. NCBI's taxonomy places the organism in Eukaryota, Metazoa, Arthropoda, Insecta, Lepidoptera, Papilionidae.